GUUUCGGUUUUGUUCAUACCAGAGCAGUCUUAUUCGACACAUCCCAUCUUCAAUAUCACUUACGCUUACCAUGGAUUUUGGAGGAGACUUGUUAGGCUAUUUUGGUCGAAACAUCAUCCAUGAUCAUGAUAGUGUUCUUCUCAAAAAGCUUCCUACCCCGCAUCUACCGACAUUAUCGAAGCUUCCUCUCUCUCUGGAUGGCGCUCUUGAUAAGAGCAACAAUACGGUUGGGAUUUUAGGGGCAGGAGUUGGUGGUCUAUACACCGCCCUCAUGCUAGAUUCACUGGGCAUCAACUACGAAAUCUUGGAGGCGUCGGACCGCACCGGUGGCCGCCUCUUCACCUACAAGUUCCAGGAUGGCGGGGAAUAUGACUACUACGAUGUUGGUGCCAUGAGGUUCCCCCUGCCGCAGAAAGACAAGGACGGCAAUUACAAGACCGGUAUCAUGAAGCGCUUGGGCGACUUGAUCAACUAUUCAAAGCUCAACGAAGGUU
Suillus bovinus is the source of this 494-nucleotide messenger RNA. RefSeq lists its product as uncharacterized. Gene Ontology annotation, molecular function: oxidoreductase activity. The annotation marks the transcript as partial. The record is from RefSeq and is a predicted model, not a curated record. The transcript is spliced from 2 exons. Lineage: Eukaryota; Fungi; Basidiomycota; Agaricomycetes; Boletales; Suillaceae.